Messenger RNA from Spinacia oleracea (spinach), 4153 nucleotides. RefSeq lists its product as uncharacterized. The transcript is spliced from 14 exons. Gene Ontology annotation, molecular function: protein serine/threonine kinase activity; ATP binding. Lineage: Eukaryota; Viridiplantae; Streptophyta; Magnoliopsida; Caryophyllales; Amaranthaceae. The coding region runs from base 110 to 3976 and encodes 1288 amino acids. The record is from RefSeq and is a predicted model, not a curated record. Gene Ontology annotation, biological process: protein phosphorylation. Gene Ontology annotation, cellular component: plasma membrane.
UACUGUAUAUUUGCCGGGUCUUCUGCCAAUUUUUUUAUCACAAGGGCAUGUUCAGAAAAUGCACAGAAUUGGUCCAUUGUCUGCAAAUUUCUGCUAGUACAAAGAGAAGAUGAUGGACCAACCUAAACUUGUGCCUCUUUUCUUAUCAGGAACAUUUUUAUAUCUUCACCUUUCAGAUCUUCAAUUCCAGUCUGCAACUGCUGAGGAUCAAGUCACCUACAUAUACAGCUCCUGUGGAAAGAAUCAGCAAUAUGAUCAGGGAAGUGAAUAUGCAAACAAUGUUGAUCUUCUAUUACCUAACCUCACCUCCAGAGCUAGCACAAACAAGUUCUAUAACGUCACCAUUGGAGAACCCCCCAACCAAGUCUAUGGCCUUUUCCUUUGCAGCAGUUACUCCACCAAUCAAGUCUGCCAAGAUUGCAUCACACUUGCACAGGGUGAAAUUCAACAAAAAUGUCCAUCUAGUGUAGAAUCUAUUGUGUGGUAUAUAGAAUGUAUGUUACGCUAUGCAAACCACUCCAUAUUUUCCAUCAAUGAUGUCUCUGUAUCCCAUAAUUUGGAGUCCGGACAAGCAAAGUAUAGUCAGUUUAAUCAAGACUUGACAGACACAUUUAUCAUUCUCUUCAACACGGCUGCUAAUGGGAAUUCAUCAUUAGCAUCAGCCACAACAACUGUUUAUCUAACAAAUCACAUAUCAAUGAGCUGCUAUGUGGAUUGCACUCCCGAUUUGAGCCCCUCAGAUUGCAGAAAUUGCUUACAAAGUGCACUAAGUAAGCUUACAACACCUGGUACCCAAUCUGGAGGACUCCUACAACCAAGUUGCAGAUUGAUGUACGCUUUCAAUGAUGCUGGAACUCCCUCACCAGGCAAGGGGAUAUAUGUAGCCUUGGCUGUCAUUUCAGUUGUUGCAGCAGCAUCUUUGAUCUUACUCGUUUUCAUCUUCCUGAAGAAAAGAAAGACCACCGGAGAGCUUGCUGGAUUAGAUGAGAUUGAAGCCAUGGAAAACCUGCAGUUUGAAUUUGAAGCCAUCAAAUCAGCCACGGAAAACUUUGCCACAGAGAAAAAGAUUGGACAGGGUGGAUUUGGUGUUGUUUACUUGGGAACACUUGCAGAUGGGCAAGCAGUGGCUGUUAAGAGGCUCUCAAAUACCACAGGACAAGGAAUCAAAGAGUUCAAGACUGAGGCAUGUUUAGCUGCGAAACUCCAACACAAAAAUCUUGUCAAACUUUUCGGGUUCUGCUUGCAAGGGGAUGAGAUGUUACUUGUCUAUGAGUUUGUUCCUAAUAAAAGCCUUGAUCGGUAUUUAUUUGGUCCAAAAGGAGGAGCAAAGUUGAAGUGGGAGGCUCGUCAUAGAAUCAUAGUGGGAAUUGCCAAAGGCCUUUUAUAUCUGCAUGAAGAUUCUCGCCCUAAGAUCAUUCAUCGUGAUCUUAAACCCGGUAACAUUUUGUUAGAUGAAGAGAUGAACCCUAAAAUUGCUGAUUUUGGGAUGGCAAAGCUUUUUGGAGCGGAUCAAACCCAGGGAAAUACCAGUCGAGUGGCAGGGACAUUUGGAUACAUGGCACCUGAAUACGUAACAGCGGGACAUAUUUCAAUGAAGUCUGAUAUUUUCAGCUAUGGUGUCAUACUUUUAGAGAUUGUGAGUGGUUUGAGGAAUAGUUUUUCAGAUCCAGAUAACAGUCAGGACGAGAAUCUUCUGCAUUAUGCAUGGAGACUUUGGGAAGAGAGUACUCACUUGAAGUUGGUAGAUUCAGAAUUAGGGAAUGCUUUUUCAAAAGAUGAAGUUGAAAGAUGCAUAUACAUCGGGCUAUUGUGCAUUCAAGCAGAACCUGCAAAACGGCCAAACAUUGCAUCAGUCUUGCUCAUGCUUAAUACCCAACCUAUCAGCUUCCCACAACCUGCACCCCCUCCUCUUUUACCUUAUAAGACAAAAGAUCAAGCCACAUCACAAGGAAGCUAUGGUACUCAAGCAGAGGCUGAAAUAAGUGACCUGCUUCCUCGAACAAUCAUACAGGAAUGGAAAUACAGUAAUAUUCAACUCUCCAUGGCUUUAUGUUCCCUGCCAAAUUCCAAGCAAAAGUCAACCAUAAUGAAACAAACAAAAGCUGUGCCCCUUAAUAUCCCAUCAGCCUUGUUAUUUCUUUGCCUUUUCACCCUUCUAACCAAAUAUGCUACAGCUGAGGAUCAAGUUACCUAUUUACAGACCAACUGUUCCGAGGAUCACCACUAUGAUCAGGGGAGUGAAUACCAAAACAAUCUUGGUCUACUAUUCUCCAAUCUCAACUCUGAAGCUAGCACCAACAAGUUCUAUAAUUUCAGCAUUGGGGAUGCACCCAACAAAGUCUAUGGCCUUUUCCUUUGCCAUAGAAACUACGUCAAUCAGGUUUGUCAAGACUGCAUCACGCUUGCACAAGGAGAGAUUCAACGAAGAUGCCCAUCUAGCACAGAAGCUAUUGUGUGGUAUACAGAAUGCAUGUUUCGGUAUGCAAACCACUCCAUAAUCUCAAGGAACGAUGUCUCUGUAUUCUAUAAUCUUGGGAGUGGGCCUAAGAAGUACGAUCAGUUCAACCAACAACUGACGAAUACAUAUAUCAGCCUAUUUAAUCAGGCUACUGCUGGAAAUUCAUCAAUGAUGUCAGCAACAACCGUUGUUUAUGUUGCAAGAGAGAUAUCAGUUGGUUGCUAUGUAGACUGCACUCCUGAUUUGAGCCCCCAAGUAUGCAGAAGAUGCUUAGGCACUGCGCUAGGCAGGUUUCAUCCAGACGGCUAUCAAGCAGGAGUACUUCUGCAACCAAGCUGCAGAUUGAUGUAUGCUUUCUAUGAUGCUGUACUUCUUAAACCAGGCAAAGAGUUAUUCAUUGCAUUGGGUGUUGUUUCAGCAGUUGCAGCCGCAUCUUUGUUCUUAAAUGUUUUUGUCUGUCUGAAGAGAAAAAAGGCUUCCGGAAAGUUAACUGGGAUUGAAGAGAUUGAAAGCAUGGAAAACUUGCACUUUGAAUUGGAUACCAUUAAAGCAGCCACCGAUGACUUCUCACCAGCCAACAAGAUUGGACAAGGUGGAUUUGGGAUUGUUUACUUGGGAAAACUUGCAGAUCAACAGGCAGUGGCUGUUAAGAGGCUCUCAAAUGCUUCAGGACAAGGGCUCAGAGAAUUUAAGACUGAAGCAUGUUUAGCUGCCAAAAUUCAGCACAAAAAUCUUGUCAAACUUUUCGGAUUUUGUUUGGAAAGGGACGAGAUGUUACUAGUCUAUGAGUUUGUGCCUAAUAAGAGCCUCGAUCGAUAUUUAUUUGAUAAACAAAGAGGCGCAUAUUUGAAGUGGGAGACACGUUACAACAUCAUAGUUGGAAUUGCUCGAGGCCUGCUAUAUCUCCAUGAAGAUUCUCGCCCCAAAAUUAUUCAUCGUGAUCUUAAACCUAGCAACAUUUUGUUAGAUGGAGAGAUGAACCCAAAAAUUGCAGAUUUUGGCAUGGCAAAGCUUUUUGGAGUAGAUCAAACUCAGGGAAAUACCAGUAGAGUGGCAGGAACAUUUGGAUAUAUGGCUCCUGAAUACGCAACAAUAGGACAUUUUUCCGGCAAGUCUGACAUUUUUAGUUAUGGUGUCAUUCUUUUGGAGAUCGUGAGCGGUCAGCGGAAUAACUUGUUCAAUCCAGAUACAGAGACAGAAAACCUUCUAGAUUAUGCUUGGAGACUUUGGGAUGAAGAAGGGACUCCUCUGAAGUUGCUAGAUUCGGCACUGGGGAGUGAUUUCAGAAAGGGUGAAGCGGAAAGAUGUAUACAAGUUGGGUUAUUGUGCAUUCAAGAAGACCCAGCUAAAAGACCUAACAUUGAAUCAGUAUUGCUCAUGCUUAACACCGAACCUAUUACUCUCCCACCACCUGUAGCCCCUCCUGCUUUCCCUUUCCAUCCAGGAAAGCGAGCACCUCCAUGCGGAAGUUAUAGCAAUCAAGCAGAAUGUGAGAUCACUGAGUUGGCUCCUCGGUGAUAAGUAAAAGCCACAGUUAAUUGUUAAUUUUCUUUACAGAACUACAGUUGAUGUCUAGUUUCGGCAUUGUUUUAUACCUUUUUCUUUGACUCAUGCUGCUAUAUGAGUUUGAUUUGAUGUAUUGUACUCUGUUCUAAAGGAACCUUGCUUAAAUUUUACUUUCUUUUUUACAAACCA